AUGAGAAAGAUUAACUCGUUGCUUCGUAAAAACAAACGAGAACUCGAACGUUCCUUGAACCAGCUUCAGCCGUUGAAACGCAAAACAGAAGGCAUGGUGAAGAAGGCUGCCAAAAGCGGCGACUUGAAGAGUGCGAAGUUGUAUGCUCGUGAGCUCAUUAAUAUCACUCGUCAACAUCAGAAACUUCAUUUGUCAAAAACACGACUUGAAUCCAUCACAAUGGCUAUCAAUGAACAAUGGCAAAUGAGAAAGUUGACCAACUCUCUUCAAACAUCGACUGUCAUCAUGAAGGAGGUUAACCUGGUCAUUCAAUUGGGAAUGAUUACCGGCACAAUGCAAGAGUUGGGUAAAGAAUUAAUGAAAGCAGGAAUUAUAAAUGAGAUGAUGGAUGACAUGGUUGACCUAGACAUAGACGAGGAAUUGGAGGAAGAGUCCCAGGAAGAGGUCAACAAGAUUAUCCAGAGCUUGACAGAAGACAAGUUUUCUAAGAUCGAAACGGAGGUUCCCUCGGCGGAGUUGCCUCAACAAGAGCCCGAGCCUGUAUCAGAGGGAGAGGAUGAGGAGUUGUUACUCGAGAUGCAGCAACGUCUCAAUGCUCUCCAAGAGUCCUAG
This is a messenger RNA of Australozyma saopauloensis, 612 nucleotides long. It is a transcript of the gene VPS24, whose product is annotated as ESCRT-III subunit protein. The record is from RefSeq and is a predicted model, not a curated record. The transcript has a single exon. The coding region runs from base 1 to 612 and encodes 203 amino acids. Gene Ontology annotation, biological process: late endosome to vacuole transport; protein transport; endosome transport via multivesicular body sorting pathway. NCBI's taxonomy places the organism in Eukaryota, Fungi, Ascomycota, Pichiomycetes, Serinales, Metschnikowiaceae. Gene Ontology annotation, cellular component: ESCRT III complex; multivesicular body.